Messenger RNA from Alnus glutinosa, 1205 nucleotides. RefSeq lists its product as uncharacterized. Lineage: Eukaryota; Viridiplantae; Streptophyta; Magnoliopsida; Fagales; Betulaceae. Bases 498 to 908 code for a protein of 136 amino acids. Gene Ontology annotation, cellular component: SOSS complex. The record is from RefSeq and is a predicted model, not a curated record. Gene Ontology annotation, biological process: response to ionizing radiation; mitotic cell cycle checkpoint signaling; double-strand break repair via homologous recombination. Gene Ontology annotation, molecular function: DNA binding. The transcript has 2 exons.
AUAACCCCUUUCUUCUCUUCCCUUCUUUUUCCGUCUUAACAAAAAAAAACUCAACCGAAGUUGGUGGUGUUUUAAGGUGGGGGUGCAUUAGCUGUGCUUGUGGUGGUCCGCGUGAAGUAGUGGGUUAAGUCGCGGCGUCGUGCGGUGGGGACCGGUGAGUGCAGUGCUGUGACGUGCGGGGGUGGAUGUGCAAGGAGGUGGUUCGUGCAUCUGUGGGUGCUGUGUUGGGCGGACGGUGACCGUGCGAAGGUGGUGGGAGUGCCGACCGGUGGUAUUGAACGGUGCUACAGCGCAGGAACAGUCGCGUCUCUGGGCUGAGAGCGGGGGCCGUCGGUGGUGGGCUGAACGGCGAUUUUAUCUCCGGUAUCCGAGAAGGUGGGCGCGGAGGUGUGGUGGUGUGCGGCCGUGGUUAGCCGUGCGUGGUGCUGAUCUAUAGUGGUCUGUGCGAUAGUGUCGAGGAAGAAGAAGGGUGGCUGGCUACAGUUAGAAAGCAAGUUAUGCUCUCUCUUAAAGAUAUUGUGCCUGCAGCCGGGAACAACAUAAAUACACAGUUCAUACUUUUGAACAAAGGCAAGAAAACAUUAGAGGGCCAAAAUAAGACAUGCUUGGCACUUGUGGCUGACGACACGGCUGCAGUUCACUUCCAGCUCUGGGGGGAUGAGUGUGAGGCCUUUGAGCCGGGCGAUAUUAUCCGUCUGACCGGUGGAAUAUUCUCUUGCAACCGGAAAAAUUGGUUGCUGAGGGCAGGCAAGAGAGGGAACGUAGAGAAGGUGGGAGAAUUCACAAUGGCCUAUGUUGAGACACCCAACAUGAGUGAGAUCGAAUGGAUUCAUGACCCAAGUAAAUCUAAGUUUGUGAAGAAGGCUGUUAUUUCCUCUCAUUCACGCAUUUUUCCACCAAUGCCUUAACUGCUGUGCCUUUUGCUUUCAUGUAAUGGUCCGCCAAAAGCUGAGAAAGAUCCAUAGCUUUUGCGUACCACUAUAUGUAUUUCUUACACUCUUCGCUCCCCUUAGAGCAAUAUAUCUGUGAUGUGUUGUAGAACUCGACCCACUCGUGUUUCUUAUUCUUAUGGUCUAAACUUAGUUAAUCAAAGAUGAUGUGAUUUGCAUCUCAGUUUGGUGCAAAUGAAGAACCAUCAUCAAUGUCAGUAUAAAAUUGUGUUUACCAUUGUUUAUGGUGAUAAAUUAAACAAGGGAUUUGAAGAA